UGUGAAAUAAGCUUGAUAUCAUCAGUCGGUUGUAGCUGUUACACUUAUAUUCGGUUAUAUAUUUGUAAAUUCCUUUCUUCUUUAUAUUUUUUGUUCUUCUGCAAUUUCAAUAUAGUUCAGGAUAAUAUAUAAUAAUGUCGAUUUGUUUACGCGUACAGUAAAAAUAAAUAAAUAAAUAACAUCUUAUAAACACACGCACAAAACAUGUUUAUGUGAGAUAAUUCAAUGUGAUGGCAACUUUAUCAGAUAGUUUUGCAAUGGGUCAGCACAUUAAACAAGAAUUAUUUUGGGUGUUUUUCCCUUAUUCUCAAAUGUGUAGACAAGAUUAGUCUGCAAAACUAAUUUCAAGCAGUUCAUUCGAGUGUCUAUGAAUGAAACUGAAUGAAACUGGCAUAUCGAGUUAUAAAAACUCUUAUACAAAAUAUCAAGCAUAUACUACAGCACACAAAAAAGGCAAUUUAUUCAAAAGAUGUCUAUAUAAAUGCCUGUAUUAGUAGAUAUCACCGAUAUUACCGCUGUUAAAAGUUUAUUUAUUAAAAUCUCCUUGUAUAUCUCCUAUCUGACAGAAAUUCUGAGUAAAAGGCAAUUCUCAACUAGUACAAACAGACACAACCGAGGAUCAAAGUUCAACCUAGUGGAGUCCAGACGAAAAGCAAAGAGCUAAAAUUGAGAGUUUAAUAUCCAGAAAAAAAGCAUUUAUUUAAGCCGAGUGACUGAAGUCGUUACUGAAAGGUUGUGAAAGCUGCUAAUAUCAGCGCCUCUCUCGCCUCAAACAAAUAGAGCACGACAAAUUGUUCCCUUUGAGGUUUGUGGAGAUUCUCCAGCACACGGUGGCUUUGUCGCGUUUUGCGUUGCGUUGAGUUUUGCUGACCCGAAGAUCAAAUCAAAUUCUGAAGAUGUGGAGGUUGUCUGCGUUUCUUAGGCGCUGCAUUACAACUUCACCCGGCAGACAUCGCAAAAAAGACAGCCUUUUUAUCGUCCAUCCUGAUGUGAAAGAGGCUUUAGCAGAUCACAGGCCAGUUGUGGCUUUGGAAAGCACUAUCAUCACACACGGAAUGCCUUACCCUCACAAUUUCAGUACAGCAAAGGAAGUGGAGGUGAUUGUGAGGGCUGAGGGUGCAGUCCCUGCCACCAUUGGGAUCCUUGAGGGCAGUGUUCAUGUGGGCCUUUCUUCAGAUGAACUGGACUUCCUGGCACAAAACAAAACAGCACUGAAAGUGUCCAGAAGGGACUUACCUUAUGUUAUCAGCAAGGGUUUGUCUGGUGGCACAACUGUCUCUGGGACAAUGAUUGCGGCUCACAAGGCUGGGAUUCCUGUUUUUGUAACCGGAGGCAUUGGAGGAGUACAUAGAGAUGGAGAAAACUCUCUGGAUGUGAGCUCAGACCUCACUGAACUGGGUCGAACCCCUAUCGCUGUUGUGUCUGCUGGGGUCAAAUCCAUUCUAGAUAUCGGUCGCACUCUUGAGUUCUUGGAAACUCAGGGCGUGUGUGUGGCCACAUAUGGAGAGUCAAAGAGCUUCCCGGCUUUCUUCUCUCGGCAAAGUGGAUUUACUUCUCCUCACCAUGUCUCCAGUCCUCAAGAAGCAGCGGAUCUUAUUGCAAGUACACUGUCUCUGGGUCUUCACAGUGGCCUUCUUUUGGCCGUUCCCAUCCCAGAGGAACAUGCAGCCACAGGACAACAGAUAGAAGAGGCCAUACAAACAGCUGUGACUGAGGCCAGCUCAAAAGGUGUCAGAGGAAGAGAUGUCACCCCUUUUAUCCUUCAGCGAGUCAAUGAGCUGACUGAAGGGAAGUCCUUGCAAGCCAAUAUAGCACUCAUCCAUAACAAUGCAAAGGUGGGCAGUCAGAUUGCAUGUGCCCUUUCUAAACAUAAAGAAAAAAGCGGAAGCAACUUCAGAGGUGACAUUAAAACACGAAAAUUAAAAGACCAGAGAAUAGACUCCAAAACUAUUGUUAUUGGCGGAAUAAACGUUGAUUUCAUCGCUAAAGGAACAACAAAGAAAUUGGUGUUUGGUCAGACAAAUCCAGGAAGUGUUUGUCAGUCAUUUGGAGGAGUAGGCAGGAAUAUUGCUGACUGUUUAAGCAGAUUAGGGCACAAGCCUCUCUUCAUCUCUGCCAUUGGCAAAGACUCUCACAGCGACGCUGUGCUAAACUAUUGUAAACACAUGGAUACAAGUGCAGUUGCCAGAUUACAGGACCAAAGGACUGCCACCUAUUGUGCUGUUAUAACCGAGUCUGGAGAGCUGAGCCUGGGAUUGGGCGACAUGGACAUCCAUCAGCAAAUACAAGAGCAAUAUGUAUGUCAGUUUAAGGAUCAGCUUGCAUCAGCAUCACUUGUAGUUGUUGAUGGCAACAUUCCCGUUUCAACCAUUGAUUACGUGUGUCAGAUUGCCAAGAAACACGCCGUCCCCGUGUGGUUUGAGCCUACAGAUGCAGAUAAGGCCUGUAAGCCCUUCCUGUCAGAGAGCUGGAAAGCCCUAUCUUACACCUCCCCCAAUCUGGCUGAGCUCUGCACCAUGAAUCAUACACUAGGUCUGCCUACUCCUACAGAGUUGCCCAGAUCGCUCGAGGAUGUCUUGGGCUGUGUACCGGCUCUCUCCCGCCCCCUGCUGGAGCAUCUGAAUUGUGUGGUGGUCACUUUAGGUGCGCUGGGUGUGAUGGUGUGUGGAGAACAUGAUGCUGGGACUGUGAAUUUGCAGCCGCAAAAGCAAAAGCAGCGAAAGGGACGUCUGUGUGCUAUUCAUUAUCCUGCGCUGGCUAUGAGCUCUAAGGAAACCGUAAAUGUGUCUGGAGCUGGUGACAGUUUUGCUGGAGCAAUGAUGGUGGGGAUCUUACAAGGGUUGGACACAGACAGCUGUGUGCGUAUGGGUCUGCUUGCCGCCCGCACAUCCUUGCUGUCUCCUCAUCCAAUAGAUCCGUCUCUGACAGCAGAUGCCAUUCAUCCGGAAAAGCCGCACUCUCAACUGUGGUCAAAGCCUACAUGUGUUUGGAUAGAGGACUGAAAUACAGUGGCUGUACAUAUAGGUGGUAUAUUUCUAGAGUUUUACUACAAACAAACUCGGAUAUGGGUCUGAGUCUGCAGACUUGUAUUGUAUUGUAAUUCAUUAUACUUGAGUACACUGAUUGAUUUUUAAAACGAAUGGGUCUAAACCUCUGUCACACUUAUCUGUAGUGGUGGACACCUUCAGAAAAUCCUACCUCAAAACAGGAAACAACUGUAUUUUUAGUAUUUUAUAGUAUUAUAACAUCCUUGCGUUUAUAAAUGACAGUUAAGAUUUUUGUAAUUACUAAUUUUUAAUUAUGUCAACUACAGUUUUUUAAAUUGCA
Molecule: messenger RNA, 3327 nt
Organism: Puntigrus tetrazona (Sumatra barb)
Lineage: Eukaryota; Metazoa; Chordata; Actinopteri; Cypriniformes; Cyprinidae
Exons: 19
Coding region: 897-3002 (701 amino acids)
Molecular function (GO): kinase activity; pseudouridylate synthase activity
Source: RefSeq, a predicted model, not a curated record